Molecule: messenger RNA, 1052 nt
Organism: Fragaria vesca subsp. vesca
Lineage: Eukaryota; Viridiplantae; Streptophyta; Magnoliopsida; Rosales; Rosaceae
Product: glutathione S-transferase F13-like
Exons: 2
Coding region: 86-868 (260 amino acids)
Cellular component (GO): cytoplasm
Molecular function (GO): glutathione transferase activity; glutathione binding
Source: RefSeq, a predicted model, not a curated record
GGGGACCUUGCUGUCUAACACAUCCUCACCACAUAGAACUACUACUUCUUCCAGCUAGUUGAUUUUUCUUGCUACUGAUCUAAAAAUGGUGCUCAAGCUGCAUGGACUUUCUGUGUCGACCAACACAGCUCGUGUCGUGGCUUGUCUACAUGAGAAAGAUGUCGAUUUCCAGCUUGUCCCGGUUGAUCUCUUUGCCCGUGGAAACAAGGAGCCUUCUUUUCUUGCCAAGAAUGUAAGUUUCUUUCCCAUGCUUGUAUUACAAGCUUAUAAUUUCAUUCUAUCAUCAUAUAAGCUCAUUUCGACUGUUAGCAGUCGUUUAAUUCGUAUAUAUGUUUGUUCUCAAUCCUCUAUCUUGCAGCCCUUUGGCCAGAUUCCAGUAUUAGAAGAUGGUGACAUCACUCUUUUUGAAUCUAGGGCAAUCUCAUCCUACAUAGCAGAAAAAUUCAAGGAAACCGGAACCGAUCUCAUACGGCACGAAAGCUUCAGUGAAGCUGCACUGGUGAAGGUUUGGACAGAAGUUGAAUCCCAACAAUACCACCCAGCAAUCUGUCCCAUUAUAUACGAGUUUUUCGGAAAGCCAGUGCAAGGCUUGGAACCAGACCAGGCAGUGAUAGAUGCAAAUUUGGAGAAGCUAGAGAUGGUGCUCGAUGUUUAUGAGGCCAAGCUGAGCAGCACCAAGUACCUUGCUGGUGAUUUCUACAGCCUAGCCGAUCUUCACCAUUUCCCUUACACUUUUUACUUCAUGAAGACUCCUUUGGGCUCAGUGAUCAGUGAUCGUCCUCAUGUUAAGGCCUGGUGGGAUGACAUUACAGCUAGGCCUGCUUUGAAGAAAGUUGCUGAGGGUAUGACUUUCGGUGAGAAUCAGUGAACGAAAUCGAGUGGUUUUGAGUUAUCUACAUGUUUUAUUGGAUGGAACUGAUAUGAUGGAAGAUAUAUAGUUUUUGAGGCAAAUUUGUAUGCAUCGCUCUAUAUCUUAUUGUAUCCUAAGUUCCUAACUAAUUUUAAUUUGAAUGUUGGGUGUUGGGUGCUUAGUCCAUCACUUUCUUGAGCAC